Molecule: messenger RNA, 1524 nt
Organism: Schistosoma rodhaini
Lineage: Eukaryota; Metazoa; Platyhelminthes; Trematoda; Strigeidida; Schistosomatidae
Source: the annotation of a GenBank genome assembly
AUGAAUGCAACUGUUAAAAGACCACUUGGGCUAUUGAUCUUAUUGUUUUGGAGUUACUUUUUCACUUCGCUAGCUCGGAGAGCCAUACAGAAUAUAUAUCAUAUAAUCCCAGUAGAAUAUAAAGGAACUAAAUCAAAUACUCAUUUAGGCUCCAUAAUUACUGCUCAAACAUUGGGUUAUACAGUUACAAAAUUAAUUGGUGGGAUUCUUAUGGAUCACUUAAAUCCACUUCGAAUUUUUAUUUACUCUCUGAUUUCAGCCUCAGGUUCACUUUUUCUUUUAUCGGUUUCAUCUCACCAAACAGUUUGGUUAGUAUCCUAUGGAUUGACCGGUUUAGCACUUGGUUCUAGUUGGCCAGCCAUAUCAAAGACACUUCGUACAUCUGUGGCUUCUCAGGAAUUAGCCACUUGGUGGGGAUUAAUAUCAUCGUCUUCUAACCUAGCUGGUUGUAUGGGUUCUUGGAUAUCUAUUGUUAUUUCUUCUUAUGCAACGAUAUUCCUCGGUGAUUUGGCAUGGAGAGCUCCGUUCAUUUUUGUUGGAGUAUGUUGCAUAAUAUCAGCUUUACUUCUUACUGUUUAUCUGCGUUCGCGAACCAUUGAUACUGUAAAUGAAAUCAAUUUUAAGACUAUACCAACUAAAAAUUUUAAUCCUUCUAAAGUAACAAUAUCUAACCAAUUAUUGGGGAAGCAUCUCAAUUCAGAUAUAAAACACAAACGCUGUGAUGAUACUUGUCAAAGUUUAAUGUCCACUUCAAAAUUGGUUCAAAACACUUAUGAUACAAGUAAUCAAGAAAGGUGUUGUAAUAAAAAAACUAACCGAUUAUCUAACAACUGUCAAGAUAAAGAUUUUACUGAAAAUGACGAUAAAGGCGUGACAAUCCAACCCAAUAAAGUGAAUAUUACCAAUCAAAUAUCAAAAUUGUUUCGUACUUUAAGCCUAAAACAACGUUUAUUGUUGGGUUCCUCUGCUGGUGUUCACAUGUGUGCUACAUUUUUACGUUAUGCAAUCGGCGAUUGGCUUGGAAUUAUGCUUUUAAAUAAUAAACAUGUUUACUCACAAAAUACUGCUUACUUAGUUGCCAGUAGUUACGAAUUCGGUGGGAUAGUUGGGUCUACGUUAGUUGGAAUAGUAGCUGACUUGAAAAUGAUUUCUAGAAUUUCUUCAUGGCCAAGACGUCGGAUUCUAUUAAUAAUUAUACAAAUGUUAAUUGCUAGUGGUACAUUAAUGUGUCUGAGUUGGAUUACCAACCAUAAUGCUUCUUUAACUAUACUCCUCAUUAUCAGCUUGAUACUUGGUAUUACUGUUAUCGGGACAAUUGCUUUAUGUGGUGUUCUAGCUGUUGAACUUGCUCCACCUGCUUUUAGCGGUACUGCACAUGCGUUGAGUGCUUUGACUGCGAAUUUUGGUGCUAUCUUGGCUGGUUACCCAUUUGCUCUAUUGGCUGAAUAUAUCAACUGGUCUGGUGCCUUUCUUGUUGCUGGGAUAGUAUGCGGACUCUCAGUUAUCCCACUUUCAUUUUUUUGA